CAUCUCUUGCCUCCCAGAUGAGGACGGGGGGCGUGGCCCAGCGCGGUGGUUGCCAAGAUGGCGGCGCUGGCGGAGGAGCGGGCCUACGCGCUGUCCUGCGGGCGGCUCGGGCGCGGCGUCCGCCUCUCCGUCUUCCACGUCAAGCUCACCGAGUCGGCCCUCAGGGCCUUCGAGGCCUACCAGGGCGGAGAGAGAGCCGGGAAGGACUCUGCGGCCUUGAAGCCUUCGAUUCAGUUUCAAGGGAGCCAAGGGCGCAUCUCGAUACCCCGGUCGGAUGGCUCGAAGGGGGUCCGGUCGUUCUCGUUUUACCUCUCCCACAUUGGCAAGGACAGCCCCCAAGGCAGCUUUGACUGUAUCCAGCAAUACGUCUCCAGCAAUGGCAACAUCCAGCUGGACUGCCUGGGCAGCAUCCAGGACAAGAUCACCGUCUGUGCCACGGACGACUCGUACCAGAAGGCCAAGGAGAGCAUGGCGCUGGUGGAGGAGGAGACCCGGAGCCGGGGAGCCAUUGUGAUCAAGCCGGGGGGCCGCUACGUUGGCAAGACGGUGAAGGUGCGCAAGCCCGCCCCGGGGGUCUCGGACGCCGUCCCGUCCCGCAUCCGCCCCACACCGGUGAACUUGGCCAACGCCAUGAGCAAGAAGGGCAACAGCGCCGUCUCCCAGCGGCUGCUCAAGGACCGGGUGCUGCACCUCUUGGCCCUCAAGCCCUACCGGAAACCGGAGCUGCUUUUGCGGCUGCAGAAAGACGGCCUCUCGCCGCAGGAUAAGGAUGCGCUGGAGGCCCUCCUGGCACAGGUUGCCACCGUGAGUCCCCGGGACGGCUCCUGCACCCUGAAGGACCCGCUGUACAAAGAGGUGCAGAAGGACUGGCCGGGCUAUUCGGAAGGAGACCAACAAAUGCUGAAGAGGAUCCUUUUCCGGAAACUCUGCCCGCCCACAAAUGUGUCGGCCUGUCCCCCGGAGAACACGGCUCCUAGUCCUCCCCGCGAUGUUGACGCCCCCGUCUCCUCCUCCCCUCCGCAGAAGCGAGGCCAGCCCUCGGACUUCACCGACCCCGUGUCCACCAAGAGGUCCCGCAUCUCCCACUUUGCGCAAAGGACUCAGCCGACGUUCAACGGCAAACUGAACUCGGGCCCGUUGCCCGUGGCGAGCGGGUCCGAUCCGGUCCCCUCGGCCUCGCUUUUGCCCGCUCUGGAGCUGCCCCACGACCCGCUGGCCGAACUCAACAACGACCUGACCCACAACGGGAAGGACUUCGAGGCCGACGCGGGCGAGAGGCUCUUGGCGGCUCCCGCGAUGGUGACGGCCUCUGCCCCGGCCGGGAAGCACCACGGGAAAUCCCGGAAGAAGCUCAAGAAGCACAAGGAGCGGGAAAGGCGGGAGGAGAAGAAGCCGCCACAGCCUCAGGCGGCCCCGCGAGAAGAGCCCGACUGUGAGAUGGAAAAAGAGGGCGACGUGGUGGGCGAGGGUCCCACUCAAGACACUGCAGGCUUGAACGGGACGUGCCACAGCUCCGCUUCCACAAGACCGGAUUAUUUGAUCAAAUACGCCGCCAUCGCCUCUCCGGAGCAGCGCCAGAGCUACAAGAACGAUUUCAAUGCCGAGUACAACGAGUACCGUGCCCUCCACGCCCGCAUCGAGCGCAUCACGCACCACUUUGUGCAGCUGGACGCACAGCUCAAGCAGCUCCCGCCGGAUACCGAGGAAUACAAGACAAUCCAUGACCAGAUCUUGCAGGAAUACCGGAAAAUCAAAAAAUCCAACCCCCGCUACGGCCAGGAGAAGAACCGCUGCGAGUACCUGCACAACAAGCUGGCCCACAUCAAGAAACUGAUUGCCGAGUACGACCAGCAGCAGUUCCAGGCUUGGCACUGAGAGGGAGACCGAGGAGGAGGAGAAGGGGGUCGGCGGGGGCGUUGAGGCCAUUUGGGGUGCCUUUUAGACACAACACGGCCGUCUACGGAUAUCGGGACACAAAGCACACCCGCGGAUGACGGCUCGGUGUUGUGGCGGCUUGGCGUCAUGUCAGCUCAAUGUCAUGUCAGCUCGGUGCUGUGGCGGCUCGGCAUCACGGUGGCUCGACAUCGUGGGCUCGGUGCUGUGGCGGCUCAGCGUCAUGUCAGCUCAGCAUCAUGGUGGCUCGGCGUCAUGGUGCCUUAGCGUCGUGGGCUUGGUGUCAUUUCAGCUCAGCAUCGUGGCAACUUGGCAUCAUGGGGGCUCGGUGUGGUGGUUUGGCGUCAUGUCAGCUCAGCGUCGUGGCAUCUCGGCAUCAUGGCGGUUCGGCAUCAUGGUAGCUCGACAUCAUGGGCUCAGUGUCCUUUCAACUCCGUGUUGUGGCAGCUCGGCAUCAUGUCGGCUCGACAUCGUGCCAGCUCAGUGUCAUGGCGGCUCGACAUCGUGGGCUCGGUGUCCUGUCAACUCCGCGUCGUGGCAGCUUGGCAUCAUGUCGGCUCGACAUUGUGGCAGCUCAGCGUCAUGGUGGCUUGACAUCGUGGGCUCUGUGUCAUGGUGGAUCAGUGUCAUGUCAGCUCAGCGUCGUGGCGGCUUGGCGUCAUGGUGGCUCAACAUCAUGGGCUCAGUGUCCUGUCAACUCCACGUCGUGGCGGCUCGGCAUCACAGCAGCUCGACAUCGUGGGCUCGGCAUCGUGGUGGCUCGGUGUCAUGGUGGCUCGACAUCGUGGGCUCAGCGUCCUGUCAACUCUGUGUCAUGGCAGAUCGACAUUGUGGCAGCUCAGUGUCACGGCAGCUCAACAUCGUGGGCUCAGCAUCAUGGCGGCUCGGCGUUAAUGUCAGCACAGUGUCAUGUCAGCUUAGCAUCUUGGCGGCUUGGGUGUCACGGCAGCUUGACAUCAUGGGCUUGGCGUCAUGGCGACUUGGCGUCAUGUCAGCUCACCGUCGUGGCAGCUCGACAUUUUGACUUGGCGUCAUUUCAGCUCACCGUCGUGGCAGCUCGACAUUUUGACUUGGCGUCAUGUCAGCUCACCGUCGUGGCAGCUCGACAUUUUGACUUGGCGUCAUGUCAGCUCACCGUCGUGGCAGCUCGACAUUUUGACUUGGCAUCAUGUCAGCUCACCGUCGUGGCAGCUCGACAUUUUGACUUGGCGUCAUGUCAGCUCACUGUCGUGGCAGCUCGACAUUUUGACUUGGCGUCAUGUCAGCUCACCGUCGUGGCAGCUCGACAUUUUGACUUGGCGUCAUGUCAGCUCACCGUCGUGGCAGCUCGACAUUUUGACUUGGCGUCAUGUCAGCUCACCGUCGUGGCAGCUCGACAUGUUGACUUGGCGUCAUGUCAGCUCACUGUCGUGGCAGCUCGACAUUUUGACUUGGCGUCAUGUCAGCUCACCGUCGUGGCAGCUCGACAUUGUAGCUCGGCGUCAUGUCAGCUCACCGUCGUGGUGGCUCAGCAUCAUGUUAGCUUGGCGUCGUGGUGGCUCGGUGUCGUGGCAGCUCGCUAUCCUUUCAGCACGUCUCCAAUGGGAUUCGAUCCCCGUUCCUGCCCCACACUUCAGUCUCCAGCCUUCCUCUCGUCCUGAGAUUGAAAAACCAUCUUCCGAGGGGGUCCCGGACCCCUUUGUGCCGCUCUCCGUCUUCCCGCCGGGCUCUUGCUCUCCUCCUGUCCUCGCCCACCGGCGGCGGCGGCGUCAUACCGCCUUUCUCUACAGAGCCGUUGCGACCGAAAACGUCCCUCGGUGGUGCAACAGACCCAUAUCGUGACCCAAUUUUUGGCAGCCGGAGGAGAAAGAACUCCCUUCCUACGAUAUAUAUUUAUAUAUAUAUUGUAUACGAAGAUGUAUUGUGUAUAUUACACACCCGUGUACAUAUAAGAAAUCUAUCUAUACAUAUGUAUAAAUAUAAAUAAUAAAAUAUAAAUAUAUAUAUUCUGGAGGUUUCUAGGGUUUUCGGAUAGAUAUAUAUAUUUAAUCGGGACGGGAGACGGAGAAAUACUGUGACUCGCCGGCUUUUGCUUGCUUGGAUUUUUGGAGGUUUUUUAAAAUCAUUAAAAGAUGUCUUGAUUUCUUGUU
This is a messenger RNA of Anolis carolinensis (green anole), 4022 nucleotides long. RefSeq names its product elongation factor for RNA polymerase II (gene ell). Lineage: Eukaryota; Metazoa; Chordata; Lepidosauria; Squamata; Anolidae. Gene Ontology annotation, biological process: positive regulation of transcription elongation by RNA polymerase II; snRNA transcription by RNA polymerase II; transcription elongation by RNA polymerase II. The record is from RefSeq and is a predicted model, not a curated record. The transcript is spliced from 12 exons. Gene Ontology annotation, molecular function: cis-regulatory region sequence-specific DNA binding. The coding region runs from base 58 to 1875 and encodes 605 amino acids. Gene Ontology annotation, cellular component: transcription elongation factor complex.